Molecule: messenger RNA, 4925 nt
Organism: Paramisgurnus dabryanus
Lineage: Eukaryota; Metazoa; Chordata; Actinopteri; Cypriniformes; Cobitidae
Gene: fbxl19
Product: F-box/LRR-repeat protein 19
Molecular function (GO): zinc ion binding; DNA binding; protein binding
Source: RefSeq, a predicted model, not a curated record
GGGAGGAGCGUUCGUAUUUUUUACUCUCCAUUUUUUAUAUUUACCAUAUUUAUUUAUUUAUUUAUUAAAUUUUUCAUGAGCAGUAUAUGGAGCGUGCUGGCAUCGGGAUUAUUUAGGCUAUGUGGUCAGUGCCGUGCGAUCACGUGAACAUUAUAUUUUACAUGACACACAUCUACAGGAAAGCAACACAAUAGGAAAGACGAACAAAAGCCACGUUUAUGCGUCUCUGCUCUUUGCUCUUAUUUCAGGCGAUCAUUCGGAAAUCUCGGGCGACAGGAAUAACGUCCAUGUAAAUCCCACAAGAAUGUUUGGAUGUACACAUCAAUGAUGAGAAGAUUUGAUACCAUGUUUGAUGACUGAAUAGCCACUGAGAGCACAUUGAGAGAGAGAGACAGAGACUGGGCUGGACCUGCAGAGCAGCAGACAUUGUCAGAUAACAAAACUAUCUUAUCUCGAAAGAUUGUUAUUGUUUAUUGAUUAUAAAUGUUGUUAACGUGACGAUAGAUGCUAUGGUUUGUUGGUGAUGGGUGUUUAGCGGUCACACAUGUAAGCGCGUGAAAGAAGACUGAAAGCAAGAAACACGAGCCGAGAAACAAGGAAGCGAUCUCUCUCCCUCUCUGUCUUUCUCUCUCCCCCUCUCUCUCCCUCUCUCAUUGUGGUCGUCUAUCAUAAGAAAUCAUCAUUCUAAUGCUCGAUCAAGGAGUAUGCGACUCCACACAAGUUGAAUGCAGAGGGGAUGUCUGGCAGUAAGGCGCUGGGAGGGGGGGCGCGGCGGCGACGGACACGUUGCCGGCGCUGUCAAGCCUGCAUGCGGACCGAGUGCGGCGAGUGCCACUUCUGCAAAGACAUGAAGAAGUUUGGUGGACCAGGCCGAAUGAAACAGUCGUGUCUGCUCAGGCAGUGCACUGCGCCGGUGUUGCCACACACAGCCGUGUGUUUUGCGUGUGGCGAAGCGGGAAAGGAGGACACGGUGGAGUCGGAAGAGGAGAAGUUCAGCCUUUCUUUGAUGGAGUGCACCAUCUGCAAUGAGAUCAUUCACCCCAGCUGUCUGAAGAUGGGUAAGUCUGAAGGCAUUAUUAAUGAUGAGAUCCCAAACUGCUGGGAAUGUCCAAAGUGCCACAAGGAAGGAAAAACUAGUAAGGAUCAAGGAGAUGGUUUAGGAAAGAGACGUUUGGACAAUGGGGAAGUGAGUCGCUGGAAACUGACAGAUGAUGCGCCGCCAGUGAAAAAGAAGCCAGCAUCUCUAGACGAUACGGCCCGUCAGGAUGGGCAUAAACGCAAGAAGGAGAAAGAUCUGCCCCAGGAGAAUGCUUCCAAAAAGAAGAUCAAGGGUGCACGUGAUAAGCACCUGAAAAAGAAAACGAAACCCAACUCCUCUGAUUCCUCUGAAGCAAACGGGCCGAACUCGUCUUCAUCUGGUGGCCACGGCUCCGGCGGAGGUUCCACUGCAGCUCAGGCCUCAUCUUUAAACCCCAGCCUGGACCAGCGCUCUCAUCACCGUGAGAAACUUGAACGCUUUAAACGAAUGUGUCAGCUUUUCGAACGCGUACGGGACUCCAGUUCUUCCUCUUCAUCAAGCUCUGAAGCCGACUCCGAGUCGGACUCCGAAUCGCAGUCGCCCGCCGCUGUCUCUGAACCUUCCUCUCCGGCCCCUGCGUACGGCAACAGCAGCGUCCGCGAGCGAGAGCGAAACCGUCGGCUAGCAGAACUGGGCUUCAGUGCCAGCGAGGACUCUGAAGGUGACAGUUUCGUAGCGGAAAAGGAGCAAGAGAACGUGGACGAACCGCAGCGGCGCAAAGGAGAUGCGUCCCACAGAGUGCGCAAAGUGGUUAUUGACACGGAGGCCGAUGAGGAAGAAGGCUCGGGGGACCGCGGUCGCAAAACCUCUACGUUGGCCCCGCCGUCGCCGCUAUCAACGACGCAAGCGCAGCCUACCGGACAUGGACUUGCUUCCGAGGGCGUUUCCUCAUCCAAGCGCGCCAACGGUCAGGAGACGCGUAAUGGCCGCACACGGGCGGGUGGUCGAGAGACGCAGGAGAAGGAGAAUUCCAACAGCGGUACUGUCACCAAUCACAGACACGGAGCCGCUAAGUCCGGCCGUGGCAGUAAGAUUCGUGGCGGAAGCCGGCAAGGACAAAACAAUCCUUCAAAUAAAAACACGGGUACGACGGUGGCUUCCGGUACCGCGAAUGGCGGUACUGCUGCUUCGAACUCCGUCAGUAGCUCACUAGCAUUGCAUCGCUCUCAGCAGUCCCGCUUGGCACCCGCACGCUCGCAGCUGGUAAAGCGUAGCCCCGCCGCUGUGCCCUCGCCUCCGAAGCCUGUACAAAUGGAACGGCACUUGGUCCGUCCGCCACCCGCGUGCCCCGAGCCGCACUGCUUGCCGUUGGACGGCGGCGCUUCACACGUGCUGCCAAGGGAGGUGUGGCUUCGUGUCUUCCAACACCUUAAUCAACGGCAGCUGUGUGUCUGCAUGCGCGUCUGCCGCACCUGGAGCCGCUGGUGUUGUGAUAAGAAGUUAUGGACUCAGAUUGAUUUGAAUCGUCAGCGCUCCAUAACUCCCAUAAUGCUGAGCGGUAUUAUCCGCCGACAGCCGGUUUCUCUCAACCUGGGCUACACCAACAUCUCCAAGAAGCAGCUUAUGUGGCUGAUAAACCGUUUACAGGGUCUGCUAGAGCUGAAUGUAUCGGGCUGCUCGUGGUCAUCGGUUUCGGCAUUGUGCCAGUCCGUGUGCCCAUGUCUGCGUCUCCUGGAUCUCAGUCGCGUGGAGGAUCUUAAAGACUCUCACCUAAAAGAACUGCUGGCUCCGCCUUCUAAUGACACGCGAUCAGCUAAUGGGGAAAACCGAGGUGGACGUUUCCAGAAUGUGACCGAGCUACGGCUGGCUGGCUUGGAGGUGACGGACGCUGUGUCCCGUCUGUUAGUGCGCUACCUGCCUCACCUGACCAAACUUGACCUGAGUCAGUGCUGCCACAUCACAGAUCAGACCAUCUACACGCUGACGUCUCCGAUGUCACCUCUCAGAGAGAGCCUUACCCACGUCAACCUGGCAGGUUGUGUGAAGGUGACGGAUCAGUGUCUGUCCCUGCUGCGUCGCUGCGUCUCGCUGCAGAGCGUUGACCUGCGCUCGUGCGGCAUGCUCGCCCCGGACGUCUGCCAACUGCACUGCUUCCCCUCUCCCGAAGACAGACUCGUGCUGAAGAACAGCUAAAAUCACACUACAGCAAACACGAGAGAGACACGAGCGGCGUGCAGAUCAAGGACACUGCCGCUGUCUUUCCGGAUAAAUCCAUGUAGAUAUUCUGUACCAGUAAUGCGUGUGUGUAUAAAUUUGUAGUUGUAAAUUAUCCACCUGUGUACGCAGUUGCCACACCCUCAUCCUGCAGCCCCGCCCCCAGCAUCGCUCUGUUUCCUGCACGGAUCUUUCCUACUGUACGGGAGGGGUCACGUUAGCGGCAGGUUUCACCCUUUUAUUGCUCCGGAUGGGUUUCGGGAGGUGUAAGAUGUUUAACAGUGUUAAAGUAACUCUGUACCGUUAGGUCAUCGAUGGCUUCUUUCUGUGUCCGUUUCAUUUUUCACUCGAGGUCAGGACGAUCUUUUGGAGAGACCUCACAGUAUCCAUGUGCCAUUCCUACAGUGUCCACUUUCUUGAGUUUCUGCUUUGUAUUUCUCUCUCUCUCUCUCUCUGUCUGGCUUCACCUUUAGUGUUCGGGUGUGCUUACCGAACCCCAUCUCUUAAUAUCUACAACGGUUCGUCGGCUUUCUCAUCGUGCAUUGUGACUGUCAAAGCUUUUCCUUUGAUUUGCCAUCAUGCUGUGUGACAUCUUCGGAGCUGCUCGCCGCUUCAAACACCAUUUGGGAAAAUCAUCCAUCACGCAGGAAACUAAAGCUUUGCCGCUUCACAAGACAAGAUGUACAAACGCCUGUAUACUGCUAGUUUUACCUGUGUGCCAGACUCUGUUCAGUAUUAUCACAGCCGUCCGCUCGGGAAGACUAAACCGAGACGAAUCUUCAUCAAAGCUCGGCUUUAUCAUUCCCAAAGUCCUGGGCUAAACAACCAACCAUGUGUUUGUGUUUAGUUAAAUCUACCAUGGAGAAACACUGAUGUGCAUUAUUAUUGUUAUUAUUAUUAUUAUUAUUAUUUGGUGACAUUGCCAUCUAAGUGUUCAAAUUUUAAAUUCGGAUGAUUUGGUGUGGCUUGUUUUUUUUAGUCUUUCGGUAAACUCUGCAGCUUCCAGAAUGCAUUGCAUGUCGACACCUUGCACUGACUGUAUUCCUUGCACACUUAUAUUCAGUAUUGGGUCCAAUACAUCGCAGUCGAACGUGUUUGAUGGCAGUACACGAACAAACGAAUGAAUUCCAUUUUUUUAUGUAACUUGACGAACGGCAUCCCUUAAAAGUGAACUCGACCAUGUACAAAAGACGACACUGUAGUUGCGACAGCAAAAUCAAAAAUGUUGUUGACAUCGUAUUGAUACAAAGUAUCCUCGUGGUAAUGUUUUUAUUUUUUUAUUUUUAGCUGAUUUCUAUCACGUUCAGUGCAUCUGACACGACGGUUACAUAUCAAACGCUGAGUUACAAGCAUACAUUUGUAGUUUUAAUAGGUGUUAAAUAUGCUUCCUAUAUCAUCUUAAUGUGUUUUGUGCUGGUUCAAAAAGCCCACGAUACAGAAUUGCCAUGACUGAACUGAAUAUCACCCAGUAUCACCCUGCUGAAUGCAUUGGGUUGGAUCCAUAUGACUAUAUCUUGCCAAAAUGUUUUCUUUUUUCUGUUUUUUUCCAUUCUUCUUCCAUUGCAUUGAUCUAAGUGAUUAAAGAUAGAUAAAACAAUGAGAUAAAGAAAAACUCAAGGCAGCUACUAUAAGAGUGACUACUGUAAAAUGUCUAACUAAAUAAAGACAGUGGGGUUGGUUGUUUUUAUUCGCU